AGCGGAGAGAGAGACGAAAAACAGGUCGCCCAGCUCAACCCAAGAAAGGCCCAGGAAGAGGUUGGGAGCCAAUCGCGCGCGCGAGCCUAGUACAGUAGUGGAUAAGAAAGAGUGCUAGCAGAGGAGAAGCUAUCCAGGAGAGCAAGCAAUGGCGUCGCCGUCCACGCUGCCUUUGACGUCCGCCUUCCCCUCCCCCUCGCGCCGCCUCGCGGCGUCUCGCCGGGCGACGUCUCUGGUCAUCGUCGCCCAGGGGAAGGUCAAGAAGUACCGCCAGGUCAUACUGACAGACGACAUACAAGAAGUAGGUAAGAAAGGGGAAACAUUGAAGGUGCGAGCUGGAUUUUACCGCAAUUUCCUCCUUCCCAAGGGCAAGGCCACGCUUCUAACCCCACAAGUCCUCAAGGAAAUGCAACUAGAACAGGAGAGAAUAGAAGCUGAGAAGAAGCGGGUCAAAGAAGAAGCACAACAACUUGCUCGAGUUUUUGAAACCAUCGGGGCUUUCAAGAUUCCACGCAAAGGCGGAAAAGGAAAACAAAUCUUUGGAAGCGUCACGGCACAGGAUGUUGUUGACAUAAUUAAGUCACAACUUAAUAGAGAGGUCGACAAGAGGCUUGUGGCAGUUCCAGAAAUUCGUGAAACUGGAGAGUAUGUUGCUGAGAUUAAGCUUCACCCAGAUGUGACAGCUCGAGUAAGGCUGAACGUCUAUGCCAAAUGAGAUGUGCAGUUACAGAAGCUUGCAUGGAUGGUGGGGGUCUGGGGAAGCCUGAUUUCGAUAGAGAUUUUGCUGAAACUGCCAGGCGUUGUGGUAGAAAAAUGGAGGCCUGGACUGGUUCUUAUUACUCUUAUCCAUAAUUAAGGGCUCAUCCUGCUUGUAAAGUUAAAUUUCAGUUUGUUGAUUUUGGUGGAGUGAAAACUAGAAAGUUGUAAAGCACAGUUGGUUUGACCGCUGAAGCAUUCCUUGGAUGUUUAUCAUGGCUGAAGAAAAUGGCCGAAGCCUGUAGCAAAAACAGUUACGUUCUAUGAACAGGCCCCAAAGGUAGAUGUGACCUAUCGGUUUUCCAGGGA
This is a messenger RNA of Panicum virgatum (switchgrass), 1065 nucleotides long. RefSeq names its product 50S ribosomal protein L9, chloroplastic-like. Gene Ontology annotation, cellular component: ribosome; mitochondrion. Gene Ontology annotation, molecular function: structural constituent of ribosome. The coding region runs from base 149 to 715 and encodes 188 amino acids. Gene Ontology annotation, biological process: translation. NCBI's taxonomy places the organism in Eukaryota, Viridiplantae, Streptophyta, Magnoliopsida, Poales, Poaceae. The record is from RefSeq and is a predicted model, not a curated record. The transcript has 7 exons.